AUGCAACUGCUGCCAGCAGCAUUGGCCAUGGCCCUGCUUAUGGGCAGCUUGGUGCCAGGUGGUGGUCUGUCACUGGAGAGCCUGCUGACCAACAUGAGGUGCAAGUGCAUCAAAUGGACUGCCCAGGUCAUCAACCUGGGGCUGAUCCUCGCCAUUGAUGUCACACCGCCGGGUAUUCACUGCAGGAGGAAGGAGAUCAUUCUUACCCUGAAGAAAAACAAGAAGGUCUGUGUGGCCCCCGAGGCACCCUGGAUCCAGCUGCUCAUCUUCAAGCUGACACAGAGGAAUGUCACCAAGAAGGCAGCAGCAGUGCGGCAGCGGCGGGAAGCAGAGCAGUGGCGCAGGCUCCCUGCCCCAUUGCUCCCUCUGUCUGAAUAUGGUGACCAGUAA
Molecule: messenger RNA, 390 nt
Organism: Melopsittacus undulatus (budgerigar)
Lineage: Eukaryota; Metazoa; Chordata; Aves; Psittaciformes; Psittaculidae
Product: C-X-C motif chemokine 2-like
Exons: 4
Coding region: 1-390 (129 amino acids)
Biological process (GO): chemotaxis; defense response; immune response
Cellular component (GO): extracellular region
Molecular function (GO): chemokine activity
Source: RefSeq, a predicted model, not a curated record